Paramuricea clavata is the source of this 5435-nucleotide messenger RNA. The record is from the annotation of a GenBank genome assembly. NCBI's taxonomy places the organism in Eukaryota, Metazoa, Cnidaria, Anthozoa, Malacalcyonacea, Plexauridae.
AUGUCCGUAUAUCGAAGGCGAAGAAGACAGGAUCCAAACCUACAAGAAGACAAAGCAAAGUGGUUUGGCAAUGGCAAAGAAGAUAACGACCAGGAUGGUUUCGAAAUCAGAAUAAUACCGGGAAAAGGUAACCCUUAAGCCAGUUAAUGCUAUGGUUAAUGAGAGCAUUUUUGAAGCAUGUUUGAAUUUCUGUGGCUAAUCACCAUAUUUCUAACAGAGACAUUAGGGCCAUUUAUACAAGCGAAAAUAAGUCGCGGCUUAAAUAAGUCGCGAACGACUCGUAUAAACAGUCAAUUUCCAAUAAGCCGCCGCGGCUUAUUUAGGCCUAGCUUUCAAGCAUGGUCUUAUUUUAGUCGCGGCUUAUUGCAAAUUGACUGUUUAUACAAAUUGUUCACGACUUAUUUAAGCCGCAGCUUAUUUUCGCUCGUAUAAAUGGCCCUAUUAUGACUCACGUUUACUACAAACUCCAAAUCGAUUUUGAGCAUAGCUUUUCUUAACUUUUAACAGUUUACCGUAACACGGUUAUCUUCGCAAUGCGAUUCAAAGUUUGUUGUUAGUGGUUUGCCGUAAACGCGAAUCUUAAAGGCCGAGACACACCGGACGCCAUUCGACAAUGCAGAGUGAUUUUUCAAUUUUCAAUGACCGAUAACUUAGAUCCUGGUUUACAUUUUUCAAAUAUGUAGAAGCGCCAUAACAUGUCGAGUCAAUUGGCCCAUAUAUCUUUUAAAAUUUCCUUUGAUUGUCUGUUUUAUUAACUUUGAAAAACUGAAAAAUUGCACCGCGUUGUCGAAUCGCGUCCAGUGUGUUAAGGUCUGCCAUGGCCAGAAAUUCAGGACAUGCGCCCGCAAUAUAUCCCAGCAGUUUUUCUUAUGAAAAGUUAUUGAUACCUAACAAACGCAAGUUUUAACUAAAAAAAACACAUUUUGCUUAGUUUUUUGUUUAACUAAAGCAGAAAAAUAGAUAUAUUAGGUACUGUCGGCCUUUUACAUACCUUUCAUUUAUUAUGAUGGGAUAUAAAGUAUGCGCAUGGUAAACGACUAAAAUAUUUUGUGUAUACAUCGCUAUCCCUCAGUGUAACCCACACUGGAAGAAAGCCUGGUUCCUAAGCUUCUUGUUGAUGGGGCUUUGGUGGCGAAGUGGUUAGCGCACUUGCCUUUCACCUCUAAGGCGGCAGGUUCGAAUCUCAGUGAGAACUUCUCAAUGUGACUCGAACCCAGGUCUCAUGUGAAAAGAGUAAAAGUCAACGCUCUGCCGAAAGUCGUGGGUUUUCUCCGGGUACUCCGUGUUUCCUCCCACAGGGAAAGUUGACAUGGGUGGGUUAGGCACAUAGGUUUCCAGAGGACCACAGAGUCAUCAGUAUUCGUACUGUCAAGUGUCAUCCUCUAUAAAUAAAGUCUCUCUCUCUCAUAUCAAAUAUGGACGACAAUUCAUGAAACAUCGUUCUUCUUGCAAUAUGGGUAAAAUAUCAACAUUUUGUCCCGUAAAUCGGAACAAGUUAAAAAAUUUGUAUCACUAUGAAAUUAUGCAGACAAGCAGGGGACAACAUAUAUUUUACAACGCAAAGUCUGCAAAUUUUAUGAAGGGUUCGAGGGAUACAUGUGGCCACAGCAAAAUGUACGAUUUCAAUGUGAAACUUUUCUGUUUUACGGUCCAGAUAUAGUUUAUAUUAUUGCGAAGUCUGCAAAUAGCAUAGCUAUUAUCAAACAAGUUUAAAUAAAAAAAAACCGCGCCACUCCUAAUGAUUUAUAUAUAACAAAUCCGCCAUUUUGUUUGUCAAAGUCCACCGCUCAGAGCAGUUACUAGGAGACAUGUGAUGACACUUAUAUGUAGUGUAUGCAGGAAAAUUUCUCACUAUACCUGCCGCACGCGAGAGCUCUUGGCUAACAUAAAAACAUUGAGAGCUCGUUUAUGCAGCCAAGACCUAUCGGCAUAAAUCUUUGGCAUUUUCCUGAUACAAGCCCCGCAAAGUGCCAAAGUUAUAGUCAUGGAGGGGAAAAAAGAUAAAACAAAUUGUGGGAGAUAACCCCCAGACCUCCUAUUGCAGAAAAAGAGAAAAGGGGAUGACCUUAAUAUUGCCAUAUGAAUUUGUCUUGAUCUUAAUAAGUAGUAACAAAGUUAACCUUAAAUAAAAUAAUUGAUUUUAAUUUUCUGGUUGUUUCAGGAAGGGCAGUCUUCGCCACUCGAUUUUUCGAAAAGGGGAACUUCCUGUUGGUGUAUGGUGAGCUCAUUACAGAGAAAGAGGCAAACGAAAGAGAGCAAAGAGACAGGAAGAAUGUGCCUAUCUAUCGAUAUUUUUUCAGAUUGAACAGUAAAAAUUUUUGCUAAGUCUUAUCAAGAGAAAUGUGCAGAUGUUACACCUACUUAUAUAUGAAACAAUGAACGUACAUUCGCCACAAAUUUUGCAUUAUUACCGCAAAAAUACAUUUCAAGUAAUGUCGCCCUAACAGUUCCACAAAGUCGGUAAUAACUGGUUUUGAAAAACACCUCCCGGUAGCGCCAAAGAUGAUUGAUGAUUUUGUUUCGAAUGCUGCCAUUCGUGUAACCCAGAUAUCUUUAUUUUUAUAGUUUUGAAAUAACGGUUGAAAAAAUCACAAUGCAGUUAAUUGUGUUAUAUUCACACUGUCGUACAACAGUCCCCAGAUUCUAAUAUAUAUAUAUAUAUAUGUGUGUGUAACAUGUAAAUAAUGUAAACAUUUUAUAUUUGAUUUCCAGCUAUGAUGCCACAGAGGAACCCCAAGAUGGUCAGGUCCUUGGAAGACUUGUCAACCAAGGGUAUGGCAAAGAAAUUAACUCAAAAAUGAAGGUUUUGACUGCAGACAAUAACAAACCAGUUCUGUGCCUUUUUGCCACAAGAGAUAUAAGUGCAGGAGAAGAAAUAUUGUACAACUAUGGUCGGAAAAAUUACCAUUGGGAGAAUAAGGUACGCCAAUAAUCAGAUUUUCUUCACGCAUUUUUAGGACAAACAAAACUGAAAAAAUUCAUGAGCAAAUUAAUGAGGUAACACAUCACACACGAAUAAUACACUCACAUCGUUAUAAAGCUUGAUAGCAAAAGUCAAUAAUCUUCAUUAGUCGCAUGGUACUUGGUUGGUGUGAGGACUUAUCCAUCAUGUCCGUAUAUAUCGAAGGCGAAGAAGACAGGAUCCAAACCUACAAGAAGACAAAGCAAAGUGGUUUGGCAAUGGCAAAGAAGAUAACGACCAGGAUGGUUUCGAAAUCAGAAUAAUACCGGGAAAAGGUAACCCUUAAGCCAGUUAAUGCUAUGGUUAAUGAGAGCAUUUUUGAAGCAUGUUUGAAUUUCUGUGGCUAAUCACCAUAUUUCUAACAGAGACAUUAGGGCCAUUUAUACAAGCGAAAAUAAGUCGCGGCUUAAAUAAGUCGCGAACGACUCGUAUAAACAGUCAAUUUCCAAUAAGCCGCCGCGGCUUAUUUAGGCCUAGCUUUCAAGCAUGGUCUUAUUUUAGUCGCGGCUUAUUGCAAAUUGACUGUUUAUACAAAUUGUUCACGACUUAUUUAAGCCGCAGCUUAUUUUCGCUCGUAUAAAUGGCCCUAUUAUGACUCACGUUUACUACAAACUCCAAAUCGAUUUUGAGCAUAGCUUUUCUUAACUUUUAACAGUUUACCGUAACACGGUUAUCUUCGCAAUGCGAUUCAAAGUUUGUUGUUAGUGGUUUGCCGUAAACGCGAAUCUUAAAGGCCGAGACACACCGGACGCCAUUCGACAAUGCAGAGUGAUUUUUCAAUUUUCAAUGACCGAUAACUUAGAUCCUGGUUUACAUUUUUCAAAUAUGUAGAAGCGCCAUAACAUGUCGAGUCAAUUGGCCCAUAUAUCUUUUAAAAUUUCCUUUGAUUGCCUGUUUUAUUAACUUUGAAAAACUGAAAAAUUGCACCGCGUUGUCGAAUCGCGUCCAGUGUGUUAAGGACUGCCAUGGCCAGAAAUUCAGGACAUGCGCCCGCAAUAUAUCCCAGCAGUUUUUCUUAUGAAAAGUUAUUGAUACCUAACAAACGCAAGUUUUAACUAAAAAAAACACAUUUUGCUUAGUUUUUUGUUUAACUAAAGCAGAAAAAUAGAUAUAUUAGGUACUGUCGGCCUUUUACAUACCUUUCAUUUAUUAUGAUGGGAUAUAAAGUAUGCGCAUGGUAAACGACUAAAAUAUUUUGUGUAUACAUCGCUAUCCCUCAGUGUAACCCACACUGGAAGAAAGCCUGGUUCCUAAGCUUCUUGUUGAUGGGGCUUCGGUGGCGAAGUGGUUAGCGCACUUGCCUUUCACCUCUAAGGCGGCAGGUUCGAAUCUCAGUGAGAACUUCUCAAUGUGACUCGAACCCAGGUCUCAUGUGAAAAGAGUAAAAGUCAACGCUCUGCCGAAAGUCGUGGGUUUUCUCCGGGUACUCCGUGUUUCCUCCCACAGGGAAAGUUGACAUGGGUGGGUUAGGCACAUAGGUUUCCAGAGGACCACAGAGUCAUCAGUAUUCGUACUGUCAAGUGUCAUCCUCUAUAAAUAAAGUCUCUCUCUCUCAUAUCAAAUAUGGACGACAAUUCAUGAAACAUCGUUCUUCUUGCAAUAUGGGUAAAAUAUCAACAUUUUGUCCCGUAAAUCGGAACAAGUUAAAAAAUUUGUAUCACUAUGAAAUUAUGCAGACAAGCAGGGGACAACAUAUAUUUUACAACGCAAAGUCUGCAAAUUUUAUGAAGGGUUCGAGGGAUACAUGUGGCCACAGCAAAAUGUACGAUUUCAAUGUGAAACUUUUCUGUUUUACGGUCCAGAUAUAGUUUAUAUUAUUGCGAAGUCUGCAAAUAGCAUAGCUAUUAUCAAACAAGUUUAAAUAAAAAAAAACCGCGCCACUCCUAAUGAUUUAUAUAUAACAAAUCCGCCAUUUUGUUUGUCAAAGUCCACCGCUCAGAGCAGUUACUAGGAGACAUGUGAUGACACUUAUAUGUAGUGUAUGCAGGAAAAUUUCUCACUAUACCUGCCGCACGCGAGAGCUCUUGGCUAACAUAAAAACAUUGAGAGCUCGUUUAUGCAGCCAAGACCUAUCGGCAUAAAUCUUUGGCAUUUUCCUGAUACAAGCCCCGCAAAGUGCCAAAGUUAUAGUCAUGGAGGAAAAAAAAGAUAAAACAAAUUGUGGGAGAUAACCCCCAGACCUGCUAUUGCAGAAAAAGAGAAAAGGGGAUGACCUUAAUAUUGCCAUAUGAAUUUGUCUUGAUCUUAAUAACUAGUAACAAAGUGAACCUUAAAUAAAAUAAUUUAUUUUAAUUUUCUGGUUGUUUCAGGAAGGGCAGUCUUUGCCACUCGAUUUUUCGAAAAGGGGAACUUCCUGUUGGUGUAUGGUGAGCUCAUUACAGAGAAAGAGGCAAACGAAAGAGAGCAAAGAGACAGGAAGAAUGUGCCUAUCUAUCGAUAUUUUUUCAGAUUGAACAGUAAAAAUUUUUGGUAA